This is a messenger RNA of Ichthyophthirius multifiliis, 1310 nucleotides long. RefSeq lists its product as hypothetical. The transcript is spliced from 2 exons. Lineage: Eukaryota; Ciliophora; Oligohymenophorea; Hymenostomatida. The record is from RefSeq and is a predicted model, not a curated record.
AUGGUAUUACAUAUAAUUUUUUUAUUUGGAAACUGUAGUUCAUACUAUUCUUGGUUUUAUUUAUGGAAUUAGCUAUUAUUAAUAUUUGUACAAAUAUUAAGCAUAUUAAUUAUUUAAUAAAAUUAAAAUAUGUUAAUUUAUUAUAUUUUUCAAUUGAAUUUAAUUUAUUAUUACAAAUAAUUUGUUUACCUUUAUUUAUUUUAAAUAAUAAAUAUAUACUUUAUUAUAAUAAAAAAUUAAUAAAUAUUUAUAUUUAUUUUAUUAUGUUUAUUAUUAUUAUUUUUAUAUAAAAGAUAUUUUAUUAAAAACUAUUUAAUAAUUUCUUUAUAGUAAAAAAAAAAGAUUUAUUUUAAUAAUUUAAUAUAUAUUAUAUUAUAUUAAAUUAAAUUAUAUUAAUAAUUUGAAAAAAAUGGGAUUAUUAAUUAUAGUGGUUAUAGUUUUACUUUUUCGUUAUAUUUAUAAUUGGUUUACAAAAUCUUUUACUAAGAUAAACUUUUUAAAUAAAACUAUAUGGAUAAUGGAUAUAUCUUCGAAUUUAGGAAUUUAACUUUUUAAAGAGUUUUAAAAAACAAAUGCAAAUUUAAUAUUAUCGUCACAAAACUUAGAAGAAGUAAAAAUAUUUAAAAUAAAAGUCAUAAAUAAAUUAUAAAAAAUAGUUAAAUAAAUAUAAAGUUUUAAGUGAAAAUUCUGAUAAAAUAACAAUAUUACCUUUAAAUUUGUCCGAACCAAAAAAAAUAAUUGAAUAAACAAAAAACUUUAUUCAAGAAUUAGAAAAGAAAAAUAAGAAAAUAGACAUUGUAAUCUAAAAUUCCGAAAAGCAAAUUAAUUAAAGCUUCUAAAGCAUGACUUUAUAAAACCAUGAAGAAAUAACGAAUUGGAAUUAUCAUACUCCUGUUGCUCAUACCAAAUCUGUUUUACCUCAUUUUAUAAAAAAUAAAUCAGGUUAAUUUGUUAUAAUAAAUAAUGUCUUUGGGUAAGUUUCUCCUGGAAAUUUUUCAAGUUUUGUAGGAUCUAAGCAUGGUUUAACUGGAUUUUUCGAUAGCUUGAGAGCAGAAGUUAAAGAUAAUAAUAUUAAAGUAACACAGAUAAUUAAUGGAUAAUUAGAACUGAAUUCUUAAGAAAAUAAUAAUUAAAAUAAUGAAAGCUACAAUGGUUUAAUUUAAAAAUGUCUUUUAAGUAUUUAUAGAGAAGAAAAAGAAAGAAUUGUUUCUAAUGAUUGGAAACAUGAAGUACUUAUUUUAAUGCGAAAUAUUACACCUGGUUUAAUUUAUAAAUACUUUAAUUAACAAUACAGACAAUUAUAAGGAUAA